Messenger RNA from Adineta ricciae, 2361 nucleotides. Lineage: Eukaryota; Metazoa; Rotifera; Eurotatoria; Adinetida; Adinetidae. The record is from the annotation of a GenBank genome assembly.
AUGGUACGUGUAACAAUCAAAGGUGGUGUUUGGCGUAAUACAGAGGAUGAAAUCCUCAAAGCAGCGGUGAUGAAAUAUGGCAAGAAUCAAUGGUCACGUAUUGCAUCAUUACUACAUCGUAAAUCUGCUAAACAAUGUAAAGCUCGGUGGUUCGAAUGGUUAGAUCCUUCGAUUAAGAAAACGGAAUGGUCUCGUGAUGAAGAUGAAAAACUGUUACAUAUGGCCAAAUUAAUGCCAACACAAUGGAGAACAAUAGCUCCCAUUGUACAACGUACCGCUGCUCAAUGUCUCGAACGUUAUGAAUAUUUACUUGAUCAAGCUCAACGUCGUCAUGAAGGCCUUGAUGAUUCAGCCGAUGAUCCGCGCACGUUACGUCCCGGUGAGAUUGAUCCUAAUCCAGAAAAUAAACCAGCUCGACCAGAUCCUAUUGAUAUGGAUGAAGAUGAACUGGAAAUGCUUUCCGAAGCUCGUGCACGUCUUGCUAAUACUCAAGGCAAAAAAGCCAAACGUAAAGCACGUGAAAAGCAACUUGAAGAGGCACGACGUUUAGCCUCAUUACAAAAGCGUCGUGAAUUGCGUGCUGCCGGUAUCGAAGUUCGUCGUUAUUUCAAUCGAAAGCGUGGUGUCGAUUAUAAUGCCGAGAUUCCGUUUGAGAAGCAACCAGCUAUUGGUUUUUAUGAUACAACGAGUGAACCAUUCGAUCCAGAGAAAAUCGAUUUCAAACGUUUACACGUUGACAAUCGUAAUUUGGCGAAGAAAGAAGAAAAUGAAAAACAGGAAAGAAAAAAUGAUAAUGCCAAAUUAAAACGUAAGAAGGAAGAAGAUUUACCAGCUGUGAUUAUGAGCGAAAAUCGUCUUGAGCCAAUCAAGAAACGUUCGAAAUUAGUUUUACCAGCACCACAAAUAAGCGAUAUUGAAUUAGAGCAAGUUGUUAAGCUUGGACAAGCAACUGAAACCGCAAAGCAACAAGUUGCCGAAAGUGGCACCAUCGCAACUGAAACUUUGCUUGGUGAUUAUAAUGUAACACCAGAUUUAAAUCGACUUCGCACACCGCAACUGCCUACAACGCAAGACAGUGUACUUAAUCAAGCACAUAAUCUUAACGUGCUGUCGACUGUUCAAACGCCGUUGCUAGGAGGUGCAAAUACACCAUUGAUGGACGUUAGCAAUGAGAAAUCACGUUCGGCAGGAGGUUUAAUUAUGGCAACACCUAAUACAUUGUUCAACACACCUUAUCGUACACCUUCGAAUGCAGGAAAAGAUGGAGCAACCCCAAGUGUACGUGGCCAAGGAGCAGAGUUCAAUGCCGGCAUUACACCUGUGCGUGAUCGGUUAAAUAUCAAUCCAGAAGAUUUGUUAUUCGACGAUCAAAUGAAACAACGUGAAAUAAAGCAACAAUUACGACAUCAUUUAUCGCGUUUACCUAAACCGAAAAAUGAUUAUGAAAUUGUUUUACCUGAUACUGCUGAUCAAAAAGCUGAUGACGAUCAAAUGGAUACAUCGGAUGUCAAAGCCGAAGAUCAAGCAGAUAUAGAUCAACGCAGACGCGAUGAAAAGCGUCGAAAAGAACAAGAACUGUUCAAACGACAAACUCAAGUUGUUCAACGUGAUUUGCCUCGUCCAAAUGAUAUUAAUCUAAGUAUUCUUCGACCUGCAAACGCAGAAGGUCCAAUAAAUGAUUUACAAAAAGCAGAAGAGUUGAUUAAACAAGAAAUGCUUGUUCUUUUGCACCACGAUGCUGUCAAUAAUCCUCCUGCAAAUAAUUCAAUGAAUCGUAAUCGCGAUUUCUCUUCUUACCUUGCAACAUAUCCGUACGAACACUUUACCGAUGAAGAUCUUGCACAAGCUCGUACACUACUCGAAGCUGAAGUCAAUGUUGUGAAGAAAACAAUGGGUCAUGGUGAUAUUAGUCUUGAUGUUUACUCGCAAGUUUGGGAUGAAUGUUGUUCCCAAGUUUUGUUUUUACCAUCAAAAAAUCGCUUUACUCGUGCAAAUGCCGCAAGUAAAAAGGAGCGUAUUGAAUCGGCUGAACAAAAACUUGAACUUGAUCGUCAAUUUAUGAGUAUGGAAGCAAAACGGGCAGCAAAACUUGAAAAAAAACUGAAAACAUUACUUGGUGGUUAUCAAUCGCGUGGUCAAGCAUUGAUCAAAGCAUUGAAUGACGUCUACGAUCAGAUCGAUCAAACACAAGUUGAGGCAAAAACAUUCGAGCUACUUCGUCAAAACGAAGUGUUAGCUAUUCCAAAACGUAUCGAAUCUUUUACCGAAGAUGUUGCACGACAAGAAGAACGUGAACGUGACCUUCAACGACGUUAUCAAGAAUUAUAUGAAGAACGGAAUAGUUUGUUAGAACAAGAAUAA